CAUCGCCACAGCUUAAGCAAUAUUUCGGCUAGCCGUGUUUACACAACGUCUUGCAUUUAGAACGACGAAGUUCGGUUGUGUUUUGUAAAACAAAUUUUUGUGUGAAAUUGGAUAUUUAUUUAUAGUUUUUCUUUAAACGAUUCGAAGAUUUCUUGGUUUGGAAAUGGUCCUGUUUGGUGAGACGAUGUAGUUAUAGGUGAAAAGUGACAAAAUUAUUGAAAUGGUUAAGCUUAAAGUGGCUGUAAGGGUAAGGCCCAUGUCUUUGAGGGAGACGGAAAUAACAUCAACGCCCGUCAUUUCCGUGCUCAAUGAAGAAUCUUUGGAGAUCACAAAUAUAAAGGUACCUGAGGAGAACGUGGCCGACAGCAGAGAAAGAGUCAGAAGAUUCACGUUCGACUAUUGCUUUAGCGAGUCAUGUUCCCAAAAUUACAUAUUCGAAAAAAUAGAAAAAUUAAUCAGCGAAUCCAUAAGAAAACGCAACCAUUCCUGUGUUUUGGCCUACGGUCAGAGUUCCACCGGUAAAACCCAUACCAUGAUGGGACUGGAAGGGGAACCCGGACUCAUUCCUAAUUUUUGUAACAAAAUUUUCGAGUACCUUCAAGAAUCGGCAAUAGGCGAAGAGGAUUUUAGCAAGAAAGUCACAGUGAGUUACUUGGAGAUUUACAACGAAAAAGUUCGAGAUCUUUUAUGUCCUAGAGAUGACACCAAUAAAACCUUGAAAAUACGAGAACAUCCCAAAAAAGGACCUUAUGUACCAGGUCUUUUGGAGCAUCCCGUAACCAACGCGUCGGACCUCCUGUUCUGGUUGGAAAACGGCAACAAGAAGCGAAAAGUAGCCGCUACCCUUUCGAAUCCGCAAUCGAGCAGAAGCCAUUCCGUUUUCGUCGUCAAUUGUGACGGCGUCAAAUUAAAUUUGAUCGAUUUAGCGGGCAGCGAACGAGUGGGGAAUCGAUGCUUCAACAUCGUUCGAUUCAAGGAGGGCGCCAACAUAAACAAGAGUAUCGUGGCGUUGGGUAAUGUCAUCUCCGCGUUAGCACUACAAACAUCUCAACAAUCUCGUGGAGUUAGAAGAAGAUUUGUCCCGUUCCGGGACUCCGUAUUAACAUGGUUUUUGAAAGAUAUUCUAGGUGGAAAUUCCAACACUGUUAUGGUGGCAACCGUUUCUCCCUCCAGCGCCUGCUAUAACGAGACCGUGAACACUCUGCGUUUCGGGCAACGUGCCAAUAACAUCAUCUUCAAGCCAGUCGUCGUCGAAGAUAUCAAAGAAAAGACCAUCAGCAAUCUAAGAGCGGAAAUAUUCAGGCUCAAGGAGUUGCUGAAAGAUUUACAGUUUGGACUACAAAACCAAAUGAGAAAUGGGCCGUACACUGCCUUCACGACCCAAAGAAACAAUUUCAUCAACAACAUCCUCAAUACCAAAAACACCGACUUUACCCCAGAAAAAAUAAACACCCUCCAAACCGUCCCAGAAUCUUUCAAACUAGACCCACCCAAAGAAUCCCUAACUACUCAAGACGAACUAAUUCCCCUCAUAGACGUCGAAACGUCAAUCAAAGAACAACAAAAUUUAGGAGAGACCUUUUCGAGCACAACCUCCAAGAUGAACCGCGAAAAAUUGGGCAGUUACAGCUCCGACGAUUCCAUCCAAUCUUCUAAGUCAGUAGCGUCCAGCUCCGGGAAAGAUUCCGGUCAGCAGACGCCACAAAACGAUCUCAGAAGGAAAUCUUUGACCAAAUCCAACACUUCUCUAUCGAAAACCCCUCCGAAACGAGGAUCGUUAGAAAAUACCCCGAGAAAGAUGGAGAGAGCCAUAUCAACUGAACAACUAUCCAAAAAGUUCGAAUCCAAAGUGACUUUGAACGCCAAGAAGCCCAGAUCGCAAGUUGUAGCAGCAGUUACCAGCAGAUUGUACAACAAAACAAAAAGAAAAGAUGCCUCUACAGAUACCGAUGAUAUCAACGCCUUCGGUACUGGAGUUCUAGAUUUAUUGACAGAAAACGCCAAGUCACGUUUACGAGAAAUCACGCGAAGAGCCUUAAAAGCUCACAGAAUUAAACACCAGGACACCCAGACUGAUUUCGUGCCUGCCAGAAGGAUGAAGGAGCGAGCUACUGAUAGCAGAGAUCUCAAACUUGAACUCCUGGAAGUUAAACAUUCAGAAACAAUGACUGUUUUAGACACACAAGAUGCUUCUGUCGAUUGUACCGGUUUCGUUAAUAUUUUCGGAGAAGAGGAUGCUGAUAAAAACUUCUGCUUCACCAGAAGUUGCGGUACGCAGUUCAAUAAAGACGAAUCAGACAGGAAAUUGCUAUCAAAACCCCAGGCAGUCAUGUCUUUUACUAAAUACCUCAGAGAGGUGAAAGAGGAAUGUAAUAACGAUGCUAUAUAUACAAACGUGGUUAACAUCAACAUUUCCAAUCAUUAUUCUAAAGAGAAGAUCAGCAAUAGCUCAUCUUCAGACAGCUUGGACCAAAUCCACGCUCAGAGCUUAGUAACACCGGAUCUUCUAAGCAACCAUCCACCGUUAGAAACCUGUUCUAAAGAAGUACAAACUUGGUUCCAAGGUAAUAUCAUGGAAGUCGAUGAAAAGUUCUUAGGAAGAACCAUUGACCUACCAAACGAUGAUGUGAUUAAGGAUUACAGUAAAGCUAAAUGCAGUACGAUCCCCAAUCAUUUCAUAGCGAUACCGUCCAUAAAGAUGUUGAAGACUCACGUACCUGAAACGUGCCUAGCAUCAGCUUUCGAUGAAGAGUUUUGCAUACCUUUACAAACUUUCGAAAGUAAUUCGAUGUUACCGAAAGUUGUUGAAUGUCAUCGAGUAGAACGCGACGAUUUGGUGCUAGUGACGGAACCACCUGUUUUGCAACCUGUGGCUAAGAAUCAAUACGGGGAAGAAACGUUUCAAAGCAGCUUCCGCAAAAAGAUUCAAAAAAACGGCGAUGCUACUCAAAGAAUGGUAAGCGCUAUGUCAGUAUUUCUAGAAGAAGCCGCUGGUAUUAUGUCCAAAUUUUCGGAGAAGAUAGAAACUAAAAGUAAUUUCGAUCUAGAAUUAACUGUGAACGGAAUAGAUUUAAAAACGCCCAAAAAGAAGAAGAAAAUGCGAAGAUUGAAACGUUGGGACCUCGGUUGGGAUGAAAAAGAAAGUAUAUACAGCGAAAAAGGAUCUCAAACGUUGCUACCCAUCAAGUAUUCUUGUUCCACGCAAUCAGAAGAACCGAUUGCAUUACCUGUCAAUAAAUAUGAAGCCCCAUUGAAAGAGUGUUGCGCUAGCUUGGAGAACAAAAUCCGUAGAGUAUCGUGGGCGCCUCCUACCAAAUUCAGCGAUGACGAAGAAGAUGAAGAUACCGAUGAUCUUCUGUCUGAAAGCGCUCACGUUGAAGCCUCUAGUUUAGAAAGCACCCCUCCCGCCUAUUCGGACUAUGGAAGUUUGCCGAAAAGGAAAAAAGUGAAGUACAAGACUCUGCCCUCGGCAAGUCCCAAAACGUAUUUGGAACAGUUGAGGAGUUUUAGGAAAAAUAUCGUUGAAAAGUCGAGAGACAGCUACACGUAGUGGCAUCGCUUCUUACUUUAUAAAUGAUAUUUACGUAGAUUUAGGUGGAGUUUUUUACUUAGUUUUAACAUUUUUUAUAUUGUACUCGAAGUAAUUAUUACGCUGUGUAAUGAUGUUGAAAAUUAAUAAAUG
This is a messenger RNA of Psylliodes chrysocephalus, 3682 nucleotides long. Lineage: Eukaryota; Metazoa; Arthropoda; Insecta; Coleoptera; Chrysomelidae. The record is from the annotation of a GenBank genome assembly.